This is a messenger RNA of Osmerus eperlanus (European smelt), 3689 nucleotides long. It is a transcript of the gene csf1rb, whose product is annotated as colony stimulating factor 1 receptor, b. NCBI's taxonomy places the organism in Eukaryota, Metazoa, Chordata, Actinopteri, Osmeriformes, Osmeridae. The record is from RefSeq and is a predicted model, not a curated record. Gene Ontology annotation, biological process: multicellular organism development; positive regulation of kinase activity; protein phosphorylation. The coding region runs from base 1 to 2970 and encodes 989 amino acids. Gene Ontology annotation, cellular component: signaling receptor complex; plasma membrane; CSF1-CSF1R complex. The transcript is spliced from 20 exons. Gene Ontology annotation, molecular function: cytokine binding; macrophage colony-stimulating factor receptor activity; growth factor binding.
AUGAAAGGGGUCCUCUCUAACCACGAAGGGGGCUGGGGUACCGGAGGAAGUUCUGACAGCCUCGUACAAGGGAAUGGAGGAGAAGUGCUGAUUGAGCAGUUCAGGAAGAACAGAGAGGAGGAGCGCAGACAGCCAGCCGAGAGACCCAGACGCAGGCCGACUGAGACAGACCCACAGAGACGACACAGAGAGGUGGAGACUGAAGGAGAGAUGCUGACCUUGCUGGCUCUACUCCUGGGGGUACUACCCUGCUCAGCCCCAGACCCCACUACUAGCUUCGUUGUGCCUCGGAAGCUGAAGCCAGUGAAAGAGGGGGCAGACCUCUCCCUUGGCUGCCUACUCAGGGACCCCAGCGCCACCGACCUCAGGCUGAGGUCGCUCGGUGGCGGGGCCCUACCCGCCGGCAUCAACUACACAGCCGACCCCCGGAAGGGUGUGGUGAUACACAACGUCCAGGCCAAUCAUGGCGGCCAGUACUUCUGCAGCGCGAGGAUCGGUGGAGUGGAACAGCGGUCGUCCAACUUCCUGGUUCAGGUCGUUCCAAGGCAUUAUCCGCCUCCGCCUCCGCCUUCCUUGGAGACGCAGGAGGAGUACGUACGCAUCGUGGGAGAGCCACUCAACAUCACCUGCAUGGGCAGCGACUCCUCCCACUUCUACACCCUGACCUGGAAGCACUCCUCCCUCAAGGUUCUGGUGAGCUCGUCCAGGUUGGUGAAUUCAUCCAAGGGCUCAGGCAAGGUGAUUUUCCACAGAACCGUCUCUGUCCCUGCUGUCACCCACAAUGACACAGGGACCUUCACCUGCGUGGCCACCAACAAGGGCGGAAACAGCACCACUUCCACCCACCUCACCGUCGUAGAUGAGCCCUACAUCAGGCCUCUUCUUCCAGCCUCCACUCAGACGAACGUAUCGCGAGAUGAGGACACAGGAGAUGAGGAGGGAGGACACAAGGACGCAGGACACAAGAGGACGUUUGGAGGAGAGGUGGAGGUGGCCGAAGGGAAGGACUUGGACCUCCAGGUGGAGCUGGAGGCCUACCCCCCACUCCUGACCCAGAGGUGGGAGACCCCCAGGCCCCUCAACACCUCCAGCCUGCAGCCCUCCUUCUCCAGCCACAACCACAGGUACCGUGCCAGGCUGCGGGUGAUCAGAGUACGGCCAGAGGACAGAGGAGUGUAUGUCCUCCACAGCGGCGGCCGUCUCCUCUCCAGCUCGGUGCACUUCCUCCUGCGUGUCGCCUAUAAGCCCAGUGCAGUGAUCUUGAAACAGAACUCCUCCUUUUUGACCUGCUCCUCCACUGGAUACAGACUACCCACAAUCCUAUGGUACCUGUGUCCGGGGAACCAAUACUCGUGUGGUGACAAUGACACCCUCCGUGUGCGUCCCACUCCUGAGAUGACUCUCUCAGAUGAUGGGGAGGUGGUCCACAGCCAGCUGCCCUUGCCGUCCACUACUGAUGAUGUCACAGUUGAGUGCGUGGCUUCCAACAGUGAGGGAACUGCCAGAGACAUCUUGGUCACACACAUGGCUGCCACUGGAGUGUUGUCCCAGCUGGGUACACCCAUAGUGAUAGGAGCGAGCUGUGCGGCUGGUGUCCUCCUUCUUCUGCUGGUCAUCCUGCUGUACAAGUACAAACAGAAGCCCAAGUAUGAGAUCCGCUGGAAGAUAGUAGAGAGCAGCGAUGGGAACCAGUACACCUUCAUAGAUCCUAGCCAGCUGCCCUACAACCAGCAGUGGGAGUUCCCCCGGAGCCGGCUCAGAUUGGGUCCGGUGUUGGGUGCUGGUGCAUUUGGCAAGGUCGUGGAGGCCACCGCCUACGGCCUGGGUAGUCAUGACAAUGUCACCACAGUGGCUGUUAAGAUGCUCAAACCAAGCGCCCACUCGGAGGAGAGAGAGGCACUGAUGUCAGAGCUGAAGAUUCUCAGUCACCUGGGUAACCAUGACAACAUCGUGAACCUGCUGGGGGCCUGUACCCAGGGAGGUCCCAUGCUGAUGAUCACGGAGUACUGUAGCCAUGGCGACCUGCUGAACUUCCUGCGAGGGAGGGCCCAGGACUUCCUGGAAGCCAAUCUGAGUUGUCCGGAGGCUCCGGAAGACAAGAGCCUGUACAAGAACACAUCUAUCUCCACUGCUCGCAUCCGAAGUGACAGUGGGAUUUCCUCGUCAGACUCAGACCACUACCUGGACAUGCAGCCAAUCAGAAGCCCCCUAGAGCCCCAGUGUGAGGAUGAGCAACCAGACUGGACUCUGGAGAUGGAUGACCUCAUCCUGUUCUCCUAUCAGGUUGCAGAGGGGAUGGAUUUCCUUGCUUCCAGAAACUGUAUCCACAGAGACGUCGCAGCCAGGAAUGUCCUGCUGACGCAUCAUCGCGUGGCCAAGAUCUGUGACUUCGGCCUGGCCAGAGACGUCAUGAAUGACGCCAACUACGUGGUCAAAGGAAACGCUCGUCUGCCAGUGAAGUGGAUGGCCCCAGAGAGCAUCUUUGACUGUGUGUACACGGUCCAGAGUGACGUCUGGUCCUAUGGGAUCCUGCUCUGGGAGAUCUUCUCUCUGGGUAAGAGCCCGUACCCCAACGUGGUGGUGGACUCUCGCUUCUACAAGAUGAUCAAAGAUGGCCACCAUAUGUCCCGCCCCGACUUCUCCUCUCCAGAGAUGUUCAGAAUCAUGACGCAGUGCUGGAGGCUGGAGCCCACGGACCGGCCCACCUUCAGAACCAUCGCAGAGCUCAUCCAGAACCUGCUGCCAGAACACACUCAGCAGGCCUACAGGAACAUACAGGCUGGCAGACCAGCCCAGUGGAGAGGAGGGGAGGAGAAGGAGGAGGAUGGAGAGGAGGGGGAAGGAAUGGAGGAGGGGAAGAUGGAGGAGCAGGUCAUUAAGAGCUGUGAGGAAGACUGUGGGGGUCCCACCGUGAACCAGGAGGAAGAGGAGGAGACUCUGAUGAAGGGCAACAACUACCACAUUUGCUGAGGUUAGAGGUCGGGAGGUCAAUUGAUCACUGCUGGCAGCUUGGGGUCAUGGGGGUCAGGGUCAGUGUUAGGAUUGGGUCUAUGGUUAGGGUAAGUGGUUGGGGUUAGGGUUGAAUUAAAUUCAAACAGUAGCAUUAAUCAUUAUCAUCAAAGCUGAGCUGUAUGAGUUAACAUUGCAGGUACUAAACUAGGCAACAAUGUAAACAGACAGGUACUAAUGUGAGUUUUGUUUUCUGUUUUACAAGUAAAUAAUUGUAGCUUUGUUGUUUUCUAACCUUUGAGAUAUGUCUUAAAUGGUAAUGUGAUAGUAUCAGCCAUGUGUUACCGGGCAGAAUUCAUAAGGAGAAUGUUCUCAGUUAGGAGUGUUGUCUCUUGCCUGGCCUUUUAUUCAAAGCCACGUACAGAGUGGUUUUGAACCUCAUCUUCAGUCAAUGCUGUACUACUGAGGUAAACGGUGAGAAAUAUAACAAUACAAAUGAGAUGCUUUUAUCCUAAUCGAUGUAUGGGGGGAUUCUUGAUCUGAAGUUAAAUGCUCCACCACUGGCAUAGACUCCCAGCAUGUUCUCAAUGGAUCUUAAUCUGGUAAAAUGAAGGUUAAAUAAAAAAUGUUUUAAAUUAUCAAUUUUUUUUUACUUUACAGUGUAUGCAAGCAGGAAGGUUAAGGGUGCUAAUGUCUCUAUGAUGUCAUUAUGUGUUUCUGAAAUAAACUGUCUUUACAAA